Chlorella variabilis is the source of this 4291-nucleotide messenger RNA. RefSeq lists its product as hypothetical. Gene Ontology annotation, molecular function: hydrolase activity, hydrolyzing O-glycosyl compounds; carbohydrate binding. The record is from RefSeq and is a predicted model, not a curated record. The coding region runs from base 101 to 4291 and encodes 1396 amino acids. Lineage: Eukaryota; Viridiplantae; Chlorophyta; Trebouxiophyceae; Chlorellales; Chlorellaceae. The transcript has 31 exons. Gene Ontology annotation, biological process: carbohydrate metabolic process.
CAAUCCCAUCAAUGCGCUAAUGAGCCUUAGAAGACCAGCCAGAGCAGGCAGGAAACCCUACCCUUCCCCAUAGACUGAUCGGCGAGGGCCGCAUCCUGCAAUGAGGGCCCUGACGUCGAUGGCGCUAUGGGCCCUGCUCGUGGCACUCGCCAUCCCGCCCAUGGCCCUCUCCGAGACUGCCUGCGACGCUGUCGGCAACAGGCUCGACUGCGGCUACCCGGGCAUGUCCCCACAGGAGUGCGAGCAGAAGGGGUGCUGCUGGCUGCCGGCAGCGUUCCCGGGGGCGCCGCACGUGGACCUGCCCUGGUGCUUCCGCCCAAACGCCGAGCCCAGCGAGUAUCGAGUGGCCGACCUGCGGCAGGGCGAGGGCGGCAGCCUGCAGGCCAGCCUGGCGAUCUCCAAGCGCACCCAGCCGUACCUCGGGGAAGACAUAGAGAGCCUGCGACUGGAUGCGGAGCCCCUGAGCGAUGCCGUGCUGCGCCUCAAGAUCGGCGACGCCGCCGUGCAGCGCUGGGAGGUCCCGCAGUGGCUGCUGGCCUCUGAGCUGCUGCCUGGCAGCAGCGGCGGCCCGGGCGGGGCUGCUGCUGUCGGCGGUGGGAGCGGCGCCGCCAGCACGGGGCCGCUGUUUGAGCUGAGCGUCAAGCAGGAGCCAUUCAGCCUGGAGGUGACUCGCUCCCAGGCGCAGGCGGCAGGCGGCAGUGCCGGGGCCGGGGAGGGCGCUGGCCGCACCGUGUUCAACUCCACCGCCACACGCCUGGAUCAAUACCUGGAGCUUUCCACCUGGCUCAGCCCCUCUGCGGUGCUGUUUGGCGCAGGCGAGCGCGCCUCGCACACCCUGCACCUCGAGCGCAACGGCAUGCCGCGCACGCUGUGGAACCACGACCUGGGUCCCACCUUCCCCGAGCAGAACAUGUACGGCAGCCACCCGUUUGUGAUGGCGCUGGAGCCAGAUGGGACCGCCUGGGGCAUGCUGCUGCUGAGCAGCAACGCCAUGGACGUGGUGCCCUCUCAGGACCGCCUCAGCUGGCGGGUAACGGGCGGCAUCCUGGACCUCCUGCUGCUGCUGGGGCCCACGCCCCUGGCUGUGCUGGACCAGCUGACGGCGGUGGUGGGGCGGCCAGCCAUGAUGCCUUACUGGUCGCUUGGCUGGCACCAGUGCAAGUAUGGAUACCAGAGCGUGUGGGAGGUGGAGGAGGUAGUGGCCAACUACUCCAAGGCGGGGCUGCCGCUGGAGGCGAUCUGGACAGACAUCGACCACAUGGAUGGAUGGCGCGACUUCACCUUCAACCCGACAAACUUCCCGCUGCCAGAGAUGCGGCGCUUUGUGGCGGGCCUGCACAGCAAGGGGCAGCGCUGGGUGCCGAUAGUGGACCCAGGCAUCAAGGUCGACCCAGGCUACCCCGCCUACGAUGCGGGCCUCAAGGCCGGCGCCUUCAUGCGCGGCGUGGACGGCGAGCCCUACCUGGGCUGGGUGUGGCCUGGCGCCAGCCACUUCCCCGACUUCCUCAGCCCCGCCGGCCGCGACUACUUUGCCGUCCAGCUGGAGCAGCACAGCCAGAUGGUGCCUUGGGAUGGCAUCUGGAUCGACAUGAACGAGGUGUCCAACUUCUGCACAGGCACGCAGUGCCACAUGCGGCCCGGGGCGCCCGCCACGCCCCUGCGGGCUCCCUCCAGGGCCCAGCUGCGAGAUGACCCCCCCUGGGUGUGCCACCUGGACUGCCAAGAGCCUCAGGGCCUCAACGCCACCCAGCUCCGCUGGCUGCACCCGCCCUACGACGUCAGCAGCAGCCUGCAGCGCCUGCCGCUGGGCACCAAGGCCAUGUCGGUCCUGGCCUCCCACCACGACGGCUCCGUGCAGUACAACACCCACCAGCUGUACGGCCUGAGCGCCGUGCUGACCAUCUCCCGCGCGGUGCGCGCCAUCCUGGGCAGGCGCCCCUUUGUGCUCAGCCGCAGCUCCUUCCUGGGCACGGGCGCCUACGCGGCGCACUGGACGGGCGACAACUCGGCCACGUUUGAGCAGAUGGCAUGGAGCGUGCCGGGCGUGCUGAGCAUCGGGCUGUGGGGCAUCCCCAUGGCCGGCGCCGACAUCUGCGGCUUCAUGGGCGACCCCACCCCUGAGCUGUGCGCCCGCUGGGCCAGCCUGGGCUCCUUCUACCCCUUCGCCCGCGACCACUCUGACCUGCACGGCGGCUACCAGGAGCUGUACCGCUGGCCCGAGGUGGCGGCGGCGGGCAAGGCGGCGCUGGGCCUGCGCUACCGCCUGCUCCCCUACCUCUACACCACCUUUCACACCGCCUACCAGACGGGCGCACCCGUCAUGCGCCCCCUCUUCCUCAACUUCCCGCAAGACCCCAACACCCACGCCAUUGACAGGCGCGCUCCGUCGUUGCAGUUCAUGGUGGGCCCCCACCUGCUGGUCAGCCCCGUGCUGCAGCAGGGCGCCACCAGCGUGCGCGCCUACUUCCCGCCCGGCACCUGGCACAGCCUGUGGGACACGGGGGAGGUGGUGGAGGCAGGGGAGGGUGGCACCACCGUUGUGCUGGAUGCGCCGCUGGCGGGGCUGGGCUGCAUCCCGCUGCACAUGCAGGGCGGUUCGGCGCUUGCGAUGCAGCAGGGCGGGCUGACCACCGCCGAGGCCAAGCGCAGCCCGCUGACCGUGGUGGUGGCGCUGGCGGGGGUGCUGGAGGCGGGUACGGCGGGCGGCGCUGCGCUGGGCGGCGGCAAGGCGCGCAUCAGCGCCCAUGUGUACAAUGAUGGCGGCGAGGAGGUGGAGGUGGGCACGUCUCUCUGCAACUUCCUGCACAUCGAUGCCACCUUCAGCCCCCAGCCCGUCAGCCGCAGCCACGCGGCGCAGGUGCUGCUGCAGUUUGGCAGCCCCAGUCAGCUGCGCUCAGCCGGCGCCGGCAGGUGCAGCCCCGCGCGCGACGCAGAGGCUGCGGCUGCGGCGGACGCCGCGGUCGAGUGGCCAGUCCUGGGCGGCAUCGAGGUGCUGGGCUGGCACCUGCCCGUCGAAGCAAUGACUGUGGAGGUGGUGCAGCGCACAGACACCUGCGGCGGGCUGGAGGUGGUGCGGAGCCUGGCCCCACCGCACGGCGCGGUGGGUGCCGGCCUGGCCGGGCUGCGCCUCGACCUGUCGGCGCUGGGCCACAGGCUGCACGCCUCCAAGAUGUCAGGAAGGAGCGUGACCAAGGCGCUGGGGGCGCGGCAGCAGAAGCGGGUGUUUGCGCAGCUUGCCCACUCGCCUUGCGGGAUCGAGCAGCUGCAGCUCACCAAGGCGUACGGGCUAGGCGGCGACCAGCAGCACAAGCACAGCAGACUGUUCUCGCCCGCCGCCGUUGCCGCCCGCGGAGCGGACAAGGCAAGCAAGGCGCCCCCGCUGCUGCCCUGCACUCGCUGCCAGGAGCCCCACUGCAGGCUACAAAGCUUUGCAAGCCCGCCGUCGCACUCGGAUCAAAACGAGGAGGACAGCAUCAGCAUGCAGAGCGCCGCCACGCCCGCGCUGUGCGGCAGCAGCUGUGGCAGCGCCCAGGAGGACGACGCCUUCCCAGAAUUUGUCGCCACCAGCAUCGUCGACCCGCUGCUGCCAGCCUUCCUGUUCCACCUGGGCAGCACGCCCGUGCUGGCUGCUCUGACGCAGCUGGAGCAGUGGGACCUGCACCCCGUGGGGGCCCACGACUUUGGAAGCCUGGCCGUCACCAUUGCAGGCAUGCUGGUGCUGUGCCGCCGCGCCGCUGUGACGCCUGGAGAGCUGACGCCGGAGCUGCUGCUCACCCUGCUGUGGCUGCUGGAGAAUGCACACGGCAGCCAGUACCGCCCGCUGAAGUUCUGCCUGCCCUCCUACCUGCGCCUGCACCCAGACAAUGCCACGCACAGGGAGGAGCUGGCUGAGCACUACAAGCGCGCCAUGGUGGCGCUGCAGCUGCAGGUGCUGCAGCGCUGCGACUGGCGCGUGCUGCUGCUGCACGGCGGCGAGCUGGAUGCAGCGCUGGACGACCUGGAUGCCCACUCCUGCUUUGACGACCUGUGCACCUUCGUGGAGGCGUGCGCAGAAGCCAACAGGCCGGUGCUGGGCAGCCACGGCCACAGCCCGGACAUGGCCCGCGCAGCCGCCAGGGCCAGCGCCCACGGCCGCAGCACGCAGGCCGAGGCGCGCUGCCGCAGCAGCACCGACAGGUCGGGGCAGACGGGCGGCCUGGACGGCUGCUACUGGGAGCUGCCGGCAGACAAGGGCACCGGCGCCGGCCAAGGCAGGCAGCGCCGCAGCGUGCUGGCGCCCCGGAAUGCCUAA